Molecule: messenger RNA, 3432 nt
Organism: Salvelinus namaycush (lake trout)
Lineage: Eukaryota; Metazoa; Chordata; Actinopteri; Salmoniformes; Salmonidae
Exons: 2
Coding region: 26-1252 (408 amino acids)
Source: RefSeq, a predicted model, not a curated record
GCUGCUCGGUGGAAAAGCACGAGCCAUGGAUAACCUGUACACGUGCCUCAAGACAGAGAUAGCCUCCUUCCAGGACCAUGUCCAGCAAUGCAAACACUCCUUCAACAUGGACGCUCUUCACCCAGUCUUGAGUGCCCUAACCACGAAACAGCAGGAUGAAAUCAACACCUUGGAGCAGCUGCGGGUUCUCCUCUCCAAGGUUCAAGAGGAGCCUGCAGUGGCAGUCAGUGGCUACAGCGGCUCAGAAAUAAAACGUUGCAUCACCUGGCUUCUCUCUUUCGUGGAAUAUCUCGGCGCCAUGAAAGAGACCUUUGACGAGAAAGUGGUAGUCCCUCUCUGCGAGAACCUGUACGUAAUUGAGGAAGACGAGAGCACUGCCGCUUCUUCUGAUCAGACUGUCCCUUUCACCUCUGACCCUCAAAGCCCGCCCCCUACAUCUGUGACUAAGGUGGCCAAUGAGCUCCUUGUUCUCCGACGCAGAUGGGCUUUGAUGCUCGUCCCUGGUCUAAUCAAGGCAGAGAACUUCAGUCUACUGACCAAUACUGAUGGCUCUGAGCGGUUCACUGAGCGGUUCGCCAAGGUCCAAUGGCUUGUACCAGAUAUCCUCUAUAUGAGCUCUAGGGCUGCCCAACUUGCCUAUCAGUGGGUGGACCUGCACCAGUGUGGGCACAGGGGUAGAAAAGUAGGGGCCAGUGGGUUGGAGGUUCCCGAGACAGCCCCAAGGAGGUCUACUGGCCAGAGACGGGAAGCGAGUGAUGAACAGGGCAUCCUGGUUGCGGUAGAAAGGAGAGGGGAGGGAACGGCCGGAGAGGCCCAAGCCAGACUGAUGGAGUCUAGGAUGGAGCUCAUGGCUUUGGCCGGGAAAGAGCAUAGGGUGCUAUCUCUGGAGGUGAGGUUAGAGAAGGCCAUCUACAGGAUCCAGGACCUCCAGGCCAAGCUCCGACAGGAGAGGUUGAUGGUAGAAAGUGCGGCCCAGCAGGAGGCCAGUGAUGUGGAGGAAAGGAAGACAGAGGAGCUGGUCCUCAACCCAAGUCUACAGCUGGAGAGGAGGCUGAGGAUGGAAAGGUACCAUCGGAAGAUACUUCUGGGAGACCUGCUGAUGGAGCUUAAGAUUCGCCCAGUUCUCAUACGCUACACUGAUAUGUUGAGGGAUCGAUGCAAACAGCAGGAGGAGACACUACGGGCCAUGGAGGGCAGUAUGGGUAGCAGGUUCCCUUCAAAGCCUGAGAGCCUCAACCUCUCCAAACAGUGAAUCCAUCUUCUCUAGCCUGUUGUCCCUCACAUAGACACCCAGCGAGAGACACUCAUCCUGGGGUACAAGUCUAGGCUGCCUCCGGCUCAUACUCCUAGGGUUGAAGGAGUCCUUCAUCCCUGGGCCUCCAGAUGGACACUCAACCCAACAAAUGAAUUGUUGCCUGGGGGAUGCAUCCUAAUGAAUCCUGGACAAUGCUCCAGCCUCACAUUAGGCCCCCUGUGAUACCACCCAUAUUUGAUUUAGUUUCUUAGUUUAAGUCUUUCUUUUCAUUCCACCUAAUUUAGUCAACGAUGAACACACACACACACACACACACACACACACACACACACACACACACACACACACACACACACACACACACACACACACACACACACACACACACACAGUCAUGUGUGACUGCAAAUUAUGUUUAUUACCAGAAUCAACCAAAUUAAGACUGAAACAUUCUUUAUUAAUAGUUAACUACAGUAGUGACUGUCCUUAACCCAGUCUGUAACUACAGAGGUGACUGUUUAACCCAGUCUGUAACUACAGUGGUGACUGUGUUUAACCCAGUCUGUAACUACAGUGGUGACUGUCCUUAACCCAGUCUGUAACUACAGUAGUGACUGUCCUUAACCCAGUCUGUAACUACAGUGGUGACUGUGUUUAACCCAGUCUGUAACUACAGUAGUGACUGUCCUUAACCCAGUCUAUAACUACAGUGGUGACUGUGUUUAACCCAGUCUGUAACUACAGUAGUGACUGUCCUUAUCCCAGUCUGUAACUACAGUAGUGACUGUCCUUAACCCAGUAUGUAACUACAGUGGUGACUGUGUUUAACCCAGUCUGUAACUACAGUGGUGACUGUCCUUAUCCCAGUCUGUAACUACAGUGGUGACUGUCCUUAACCCAGUCUGUAACUACAGUAGUGACUGUCCUUAUCCCAGUCUGUAACUACAGUAGUGACUGUCCUUAACCCAGUAUGUAACUACAGUAGUGACUGUCCUUAACCCAGUCUGUAACUACAGUAGUGACUGUCCUUAACCCAGUCUGUAACUACAGUAGUGACUGUCCUUAACCCAGUCUGUAACUACAGUAGUGACUGUCCUUAACCCAGUCUGUAACUACAGUCUGUAACUACAGUGGUGACUGUCCUUAUCCCAGUCUGUAACUACAGUGGUGACUGUGUUUAACCCAGUCUGUAACUACAGUAGUGACUGUCCUUAACCCAGUCUGUAACUACAGUGGUGACUGUCCUUAUCCCAGUCUGUAACUACAGUAGUGACUGUUCUUAUCCCAGUCUGUAACUACAGUAUAUAACUACAGUAGUGACUGUCCUUAUCCCAGUCUGUAACUACAGUGGUGACUGUCCUUAUCCCAGUCUGUAACUACAGUAGUGACUGUUCUUAUCCCAGUCUGUAACUACAGUAUAUAACUACAGUAGUGACUGUCCUUAUCCCAGUCUGUAACUACAGUAGUGACUGUCCUUAACUCUCUGUACACAAGCCAAUACAAGAAAACAAUGAAUGUCCCAAGAGAGCACAACACACUUUUGUGUCCUCGUCAUUAAGAAGAAGAACAAUGUGAUUGAUCACCAUGACACGGCUUGCUACGUGUUGCUUGAUGACACACAGUACAUAGCACUGAUGAGGAUUCAUCCACACAGAGAGACUGCUAGUUCCAUCCUCCUUACUCAGCAACAUUAUUUAUAUCCCUGCACAAUAAGCUGCCUGUGUGUUCUGGCAUCAGAUGCAGGGUCGCCAUGGGUCAGCUCAUAGUUCAAAAGCCACAUCAAGCAAAUUGGCUGUGUUGUUUGGGUAAAAGUUAAUUAUAGGGCUGAGAAAUGUGUACACUGUGAGAAGGUUCACACGCUCCACAUAUUAUCAUUCAUCUGACCUUGUGGGUCAGGGGCCUGACAUUCCAUACAGCAUGUGAAUCAGCAACAAAUGAAUACUUGGUAAACUGUAUGGACUGGUGAGCUAAUUGAGGGGGUGAAAAUAGUGCUGUAUCUUCAGCUCACCACUGUUCUCAAACUUCAGGGAGAAAGUCAUUGAUUGGUUAUUGGCAGUCGUUUAUUACAUAAAAAUGUAUGUAUCGUAUAUUACAUAAAAAUCUCCACCCAUCUGUCAUUGAACUUGCCUGUGCAUGCUUAAUAUGCUUAAUAUUUUAAUAUUUUUAUUUAACCUUUA